ACUCGAUAAAAUUCGCUGCAUAUAAAAGCGGUAAUCCUCCUUGAUAUUCUUCAAGUAUCAUACAUGGAUAGGUGUACACUCUCACUCUUUUCCACCAUCCGUUGCUUAUCUUUCUUUGAGCUUGAGAUAUCAUAAUAAGCAAAGCGCACUUCAGUCAGCGGUGUACUCAUCCAACGACUUAUAUACUCUAUUCAUAUUGAUCCACCAGUGAUCUUUUUGUACCCUUCAAUUUAUAGAAUUGCCUUUGCUUGAGAUACUUCUUAUGCUCAACCUCAACAAGCAACUCUUCAAAUUGUUAAGGACAACACCAGCCUCAAAACUACCUAGCAAAAUGUCCUUAUCUCAGCUUGUGGAUUCAAAAACACAUUUGAUACCUGGAAAACUAAAAGUUUCGGAACUAUUUUUCGAGGUUCCUUUGGACAAACAGCCAGGAGCAUCUGCUUUGAAAAAUAAGACUCUAACACCAGCCUACCUCUCUAGCUACUCUAAUGAAUCAAAAGGCUCAAUUCGAAUAUUCGCACGCAGUGUUAUCAAGUAUGAGAGCCCAGCUACAAAACCCACCGAAGAAGAAACCCGGAAGUCUUCCCAAAAGCCCUGGUUUGUUUACCUCCAAGGUGGACCAGGUUUUGGAUGCAGACCACCUCAAGAUUCUCCAAUUACCAAUGUAGUUCUCGAUAAAGGCUAUCAAAUGUUAUAUGUUGAUCAGCGGGGAACUGGAUUGAGUAAUCCUAUUUCAGCUGGUACUUUGGCUUUGCAGGGAGAUGCUCAACGUCAAGCCGAUUAUCUUAAGCAUUUCAGAGCUGAUAAUAUCGUGAGGGAUUGUGAGGCUAUAAGAAAGAUACUCACUGAUGAUUAUCCUGAAGAACUCAAAAAAUGGUCCGUGUUCGGCCAAUCAUUUGGUGGUUUCUGCAUCCUCACAUAUCUCUCUUUUCACCACCAAGGUCUACGUGAAGUUUUCACCAGCGGCGGUCUUGCCCCAGUUGGUCACUCAGCCGAUCGAGUCUAUCGUGCUACCUUUCAAAAAGUAAUUGAGAGGAACCGAGCCUACUAUCAAAAAUUUCCCGAAGAUGUUGCUGUUGUUCAAGGUCUGGCAAUUCACAUCAGCGCUAAGAAUGGACUUCAAAUGCCAUCUGGUGGUACAUUGACUGUGAGAAUGUUCUUAACUAUGGGUAUUCAAUUUGGGUUCCAUGGAGGUUUGGAUCUGGUUCAUGAUAUUGUGUUAAGGAUGAGUUCGGAUUUGGAUCAGUAUUCGUUCGUUACUAAACCUACUCUUAAGGCUAUUGAGGAUAUAGUCAGUAUGGAUAGCAAUGUGAUCUACGCUAUCCUGCACGAAUCCAUCUAUUGCGAAGGCAAAGCGUCAGACUGGGCCGCCGACCGAGUAGGAAGAUCCCUUUCUGAAUUCAAAUGGCUCACCGGGCGUCCCCGUUCCCCUUCCUCCCUAAUCAGCGAGCCGCUCUUCUUCUCCGGUGAAAUGAUUUAUCCCUUCAUGUUCGAAACCUCCCCCGAACUUUCCGCCAUCUAUCCAGCCGCCAAGAUCCUAGCCGAAUACACAGAAUGGCCUCCUCUCUACGACGAAUGGCAAUUGGCACGAAAUGAAGUCCCCAUGUAUUCAGCUACGUAUGUGGAUGACAUGUAUGUGGAUUUUGGGCUCGCGCAGGAAACAGUUAGAUUGGUGAGGGGAUGUAAACAGUGGGUUACUAAUGUGAUGUAUCAUGAUGCUGUGAGGAGUAAGACUGAAGAAAUGAUGGCGGAACUCUUUGCGCUGAGAGAUGACGUUAUUGAUUAGUAGAAGGAGAGAGAGAGAGAGCGUAGGGAGAGAAGGAAAGGGGAGGGAAAAGAAGAAGAAAAGAAAUGAUAGAAUAGGAAGCGAGCAUUUAUAAUCCGAGGAAUGUCGAUGCUACGAGUACAGCUCAACACGCAUCUGAAUCCCAUCCAUCAACGUUGAGCUUCACGUUCGGUACAAACAAUACCUUUAGACUUACCUACCCAGUAUCAAAACUAAAGGAUUAAAUCAAUCGUAUUUGCGUUUCAGCCCCCGGUGACUUGAUUUUUGAUUUUGAUUUCGAUUUUGUAUUUAGUUCUUUGAGGUUUAAGAUUUUAAAGGGUGACUGACUAACUCCAGAGUCUAGAACACCAG
Molecule: messenger RNA, 2137 nt
Organism: Botrytis byssoidea
Lineage: Eukaryota; Fungi; Ascomycota; Leotiomycetes; Helotiales; Sclerotiniaceae
Exons: 7
Coding region: 263-1786 (507 amino acids)
Biological process (GO): proteolysis
Molecular function (GO): peptidase activity
Source: RefSeq, a predicted model, not a curated record